AUGCUUAUUCAACCAAAAAUGUUAACCGAAUUUUAUGUUUUAGAAGUAGAAGAAAUUGAGGAUUCUGAUCAAUUAAUUCCCUUAGGGCAUAUUUCGAAAAGACACAAAUUGGCUGAUGUUUGGGUUGUUAAAAGUGAUCAAGUUGGGCAGUCAAAUGCUAAUUCUAUUUGUUGUAGAACACAUUUGGGACAUUUACUUAAUCCUGGAGAUUCUGUUAUGGUAAAAGAAGAAAAAGUGCCUGAUGUGGUUUUGGUUAGAAAAGUUUAUGACAGAACAAGAAGAGCACGUAAACGUCAAUGGAAAUUAAAAAGAAUUUUGGAUAAUGUUGAGACUGAAAGUGUUGAAAGGGAAUUUGCUGAAUUUAUGGAAGACGUAGAGGAGGAUGCCAAACUUCGAGAAAAAAUAAAUAUUUAUAAAAAAUCAAGAAAAGGAGGACAACCAUCAAUUUCAACAAUGGACGAUGGUGAAAAUGAUGAAAUUGAUGGGCCGACAUUGGAAGAAAUGUUGGAAGAUUUAGAUAUUGAUGGGGAUGGAAACAAUGAUAUUGAUAUGGAUAAUAAAUAA
Meloidogyne enterolobii is the source of this 564-nucleotide messenger RNA. Lineage: Eukaryota; Metazoa; Nematoda; Chromadorea; Rhabditida; Meloidogynidae. The record is from the annotation of a GenBank genome assembly.